UGGAGAAUCACGUUCGUUCUCUCAUAUUAUUUUCGUAUAAAAAAUUUUCCAAGUUGACGUUGAAUGGCGACUUACGAAAGAUAAUCCGUUCGGGCAUACUGACGCAAUGUUUUAUAAAAAAAAUGACAACGGGCGUGGAAUCUACGUGAUUUGAAGAAAAAAUCGAGCUUAUGCGGUGCAUAAUUAUGUGAUUGAAUGUGAAAGAUUGUAGCGUAAAAAAAUGUUUCACCACGAAUAUGAGAAACGGCUGUUGAAGUCGAGUAGCGAAAGUCAUAUAAAUAAUCCGGCGGGUCCCGGACUACAUUCAUCAGUAUAUUUCUCGCCGACCAAAAUGCUUAACAAUAGCUUCGAUCGAUUUAUACCGACAAGAUCUGGCAAUAAUUGGCAAACAACAUUCUCAAUGAUAUCGGAAAACAAUCGGAACGGUAUAGUUACGAAAAAAGCACGCGAAAAUGGAGAAGGUAGCCGCGAUGGUAUUGCUUAUUCGUGCCUUCUGAAGAAUGAACUGCUUGGAGCGAGCAUAGAAGACGUAAAAGGACAGUGCGAAGAGCGAAGAGUAUUGUCGCCGUUAGUUACCAAAAAUCUCUUCAAAUACACAACACCUAUGAAAGAUCAUACGCUGCUCGAUCAAAGUUCGCCGUAUUCUUUGUCCCCAUUGAGUGCCAAAAGCCAAAAACUUCUAAGAUCACCGAGGAAAGCAACGAGAAAGAUUUCAAGAAUACCUUUCAAAGUACUCGAUGCUCCAGAAUUACAGGACGACUUUUAUUUAAAUCUUGUCGAUUGGUCCUCUCAGAAUGUUCUUAGUGUUGGACUGGGUAGCUGUGUCUAUUUAUGGUCUGCUUGUACCAGUCAGGUUACCAGAUUAUGUGAUUUAUCCAAUGAUGGCAACAGUGUAACAUCAGUUGCCUGGAACGAAAGAGGAAACUUAGUUGCAGUAGGUACGCAUCUAGGCUAUAUUCAAGUUUGGGACGUAGCUGUGAGUAAACAAGUAAGCAAGUUACAAGGACAUAGUGCAAGAGUUGGGGCAUUAGCAUGGAAUGGCGAAGUUUUAUCGUCUGGCAGUAGAGAUAGGUUGAUAUUGCAAAGAGACGUUAGAACACCUUGUGUCGUUAGUGAAAGACGUUUAGGAGCACACAGGCAAGAAGUUUGCGGACUAAAAUGGUCGCCGGAUAAUCAAUAUUUAGCAUCUGGCGGUAAUGAUAAUCGUCUUUACGUGUGGAACUUACAUUCCCUUUCGCCGAUACAAACUUAUACAGAACAUUUGGCGGCUGUUAAAGCUAUUGCAUGGUCUCCGCAUCAUCAUGGUCUAUUGGCCUCUGGUGGUGGUACAGCAGACAGAUGCAUCAGAUUUUGGAACACAUUAACUGGCCAACCGAUGCAAUGUAUUGACACCGGUUCUCAAGUUUGUAAUUUGGCAUGGAGUAAACAUAGUUCAGAACUAGUCAGUACGCACGGCUAUUCUCAAAAUCAAAUUCUGGUUUGGAAAUAUCCAAGUUUAACCCAAGUUGCAAAAUUAACAGGACAUUCUUAUAGGGUUUUAUAUUUAGCUAUGUCACCAGAUGGCGAAGCUAUUGUGACUGGUGCUGGCGAUGAAACUUUACGUUUUUGGAAUGUGUUUAGUAAAGCACGUAGUCAAAAAGAAAAUAAGUCUGUAUUGAACCUCUUUACUAGUAUUCGAUAGAUCGAUAUAUAUAUAUAUAUAUAUAUAUAAAGGAUAAAUGGUUUUAUGUAUAAUACACACAUACACACACACACACAGACAGAGAAAUUGCACGAAUAUAGUAUUCUAAAAAAAUUAUAAUGUGUACAACAUAGCUAUAAUAAUUUACAUAUAAGAAUAAAUUGUUGACAACUAUAGAUUAAGUUUAUACAUGCACAGCUUACAUUUAAUGAAAUCUUAUGUGCAAUAAGUUACUACUUGUAAAAAUCAAAUAUGCCCUUAUAAGGAAAACUAAAGGCAAUGUCAUUUUUAUAUAUUUUUUAUAUAAAUAUUUUUAUAUAGAGCACUUCAAAUUUCUUAAAUAAUUGUAAAACUGAAUAGAGUAUUUGAUCAAUGCAAUGACUAUUUCUUACAUGAAAUGUAUAGCCUUUUUAUAUUUUAUUUUAUUAUAGUAUAAAAAUUACUGAUUGCACAUUUAUAUUCCUUUUUUUUUUCUUUAUUGAAACAUUUAACACACACAUAUAUAUAUAUACAUUGGUUAAUCAAUAGUUUACAUCUGUUAUAUACUACGUAUGUUUAUUGCCAAAUUUAAUUUAACCAAAAGAGUACAAUUUUCAACAUAUAUAAGCAUGGCUAUGAGCCAUUUUUUUUUCUUUUUUAAUUUACUUUUCAUCUACAAAACAUUACGAUUUGAUGCUGAGUCUCCAAUUACUGUGUACAUGUCUACAAUUGAUAUCAUUUAUACAUGUAAAUGCCAUAUAAAAAUAUAAUAUGUGUUUUGAUGUACAAAGUUGUGUAAGAGGAUUUGCUUGCGGACAGCAUUAAUACAAUUCCUUUCAAGGGCGUAUUAUUAUAUUUCUGUAAGACUUU
Colletes gigas is the source of this 2530-nucleotide messenger RNA. RefSeq names its product fizzy-related protein homolog (gene fzr). The transcript has a single exon. Gene Ontology annotation, biological process: anaphase-promoting complex-dependent catabolic process; positive regulation of anaphase-promoting complex-dependent catabolic process; positive regulation of ubiquitin protein ligase activity. The coding region runs from base 221 to 1681 and encodes 486 amino acids. NCBI's taxonomy places the organism in Eukaryota, Metazoa, Arthropoda, Insecta, Hymenoptera, Colletidae. Gene Ontology annotation, cellular component: anaphase-promoting complex. The record is from RefSeq and is a predicted model, not a curated record. Gene Ontology annotation, molecular function: ubiquitin ligase activator activity; anaphase-promoting complex binding; protein binding.